GGGACAGUGUUUCCGCGGACACCGGGGGCGGGGCCUGGCCGGCAGGGCUUGACGAGCGGGAAGAGAGGAACGCUGGCCCGGCUGGCGGAGGACGCAAGGAGGCGCUGGCUGCCAGACCAUGCUGAGCCGAACGUGCGGCAGGCUCGCCUCAGUGCUGCGGGGAACACUCGCGCCGCCGUCUGAGGUCGCCCGUAGGUGCCUGCACGCGUCGGGGUCGCGGCCGUUGGCAGACCGGAGCGAGAGGGCGGAGGAGCCGCCCCGCACUUUCGAUCCCGCGCUGUUGGAGUUCCUGGUGUGCCCGCUCUCCAAGAAGCCGCUCAGAUAUGAAGCAUCAACAAAUGAAUUGAUUAAUGAAGAGUUGGGAAUAGCCUACCCAAUCAUUGAUGGAAUUCCUAAUAUGAUACCACAGGCAGCUAGAAUGAUACAUCAAAGUAAGAAGCAAGAAGAAAUGGAGCAGCGCUAGAUCAUAAUU
Molecule: messenger RNA, 472 nt
Organism: Cynocephalus volans (Philippine flying lemur)
Lineage: Eukaryota; Metazoa; Chordata; Mammalia; Dermoptera; Cynocephalidae
Gene: PYURF
Product: PIGY upstream open reading frame
Exons: 2
Coding region: 119-463 (114 amino acids)
Source: RefSeq, a predicted model, not a curated record